Molecule: messenger RNA, 711 nt
Organism: Morchella importuna
Lineage: Eukaryota; Fungi; Ascomycota; Pezizomycetes; Pezizales; Morchellaceae
Exons: 3
Coding region: 1-711 (236 amino acids)
Source: RefSeq, a predicted model, not a curated record
AUGCCAAGUGUUAAGCCCUCACGCUACUUAAUCAGAGCGGGUAAUGUUUCCUUCCUGUUACCCUACUUCAUCCAUGACGUCUUCAUGUACCCUGGUCUGGCUGCUGGAUCCGGAUACCAUAUCGAUACCGAAUAUAACUCAAGACCAACCAGCCGCCAGGUCAAUCCGACAUCCACAAUGGGCUCCAAAGCCUCAAAAAUAACGAAAGCAGCAGCACCAGCUGGCGCUCGAAAAUACCCCACCCGUAUCCCUGACCUCCCCUCGUCACAGACCACUUCUUCGACGGGUCCGUCUUCAAUCUCAGUCGGCAAAGGACCCUCAGUACACCCAGAGACAUACGCUAGUUCCACCAAAGACGAUGCGAUUCGACAGGAUGCUCAGGACCCCGACUUUGCAAACAUGCUACGGGCUGUAGGAUCAGUGCAGCAGCAGCAGACGAUCCCAGACCCAGCGAGAAACGUGGCUUUGAACUCGAAGAGCUCGAAUGAUCUCCGGACACUGUCGCGCCGAUCGAUGUUCGAUAGUCGGCAGGCGAGCGAGACAGAGACAACAAAUGCAGGUGGAAACCGUACGAUGGCAGACACGAGUACGAUAUUACAGAUACUGUCGCUGAGGGAUGAGAAAGGUUGGAGUCCCGAAAGGAUUGAGAAGGAGUUUAAGCUAGCGCCAGGAUUCCUGAAAAGGUUGGGAACGAAAGUUGCGAAGCCGUAG